Molecule: messenger RNA, 3345 nt
Organism: Dunckerocampus dactyliophorus (ringed pipefish)
Lineage: Eukaryota; Metazoa; Chordata; Actinopteri; Syngnathiformes; Syngnathidae
Gene: atp1a2a
Product: ATPase Na+/K+ transporting subunit alpha 2a
Exons: 24
Coding region: 62-3094 (1010 amino acids)
Biological process (GO): proton transmembrane transport; sodium ion export across plasma membrane; potassium ion import across plasma membrane
Cellular component (GO): membrane
Molecular function (GO): P-type sodium:potassium-exchanging transporter activity; ATP hydrolysis activity; ATP binding
Source: RefSeq, a predicted model, not a curated record
GGUGGUCUCAGCUGUGGUGCUGUCCUUCAUAUCGUAACCUGCCGGUUCGUGGACGUCCAACAUGGGCAGAGGGUGUGGUGCAGAGAAUGGAGGCAAAAGGAAGAAGAAGGACCGGGAUUUGGAUGAGCUGAAGAAAGAGGUGGCAUUGGAUGACCACAAAAUAUCAGUCAAUGAUCUUGGGAAGCGUUAUGGACUGGACCCUGUACAGGGCCUCACCAACGCCAAAGCCGCAGAAGUUCUGGCCCGGGACGGACCCAACGCACUGACGCCUCCCCCCACCACACCCGAGUGGGUCAAGUUCUGCCGCCAGCUGUUUGGUGGCUUCUCCAUCCUGCUGUGGAUCGGUGCCAUCCUCUGCUUCCUGGCAUACAGCAUCCAGGUGGCCACCGAGGACGAGCCGCCCAAUGACAAUCUUUACCUGGGUGUGGUCCUGGCCGCCGUUGUCAUCAUCACCGGAUGUUUCUCCUACUUCCAAGAGGCCAAGAGCUCUCGCAUCAUGGACUCCUUCAAGAAGAUGGUACCCCAGCAAGCCAUGGUCAUCCGCGAGGGGGAGAAGAUGCAAAUUAACGCCGAGCAGGUGGUGCAGGGGGAUCUGGUGGAGAUCAAAGGUGGAGAUCGUAUUCCUGCUGACCUGAGAAUCAUCUCCUCCAGUGGAUGUAAGGUGGACAACUCGUCUCUGACCGGAGAAUCGGAGCCUCAGACUCGCUCUCCAGAGUUCACGCACGACAAUCCCCUGGAGACGCGAAACAUCUGUUUCUUUUCCACCAACUGUGUUGAAGGCACGGCUCGCGGCAUCGUCAUCGCCACGGGGGAUCGAACGGUGAUGGGCCGCAUCGCCACGCUGGCGUCAGAGCUGGAGGUCCGCCGCACGCCCAUCAACAUCGAGAUCGAACACUUCAUCCACCUCAUUACGGGCGUGGCCGUGUUCCUGGGCGUCAGCUUCUUCAUCCUGUCACUCAUCCUGGGCUACACCUGGCUGGAGGCCGUCAUCUUCCUCAUUGGCAUCAUCGUUGCCAACGUGCCUGAAGGUCUUCUGGCCACCGUCACUGUGUGUUUGACACUGACGGCCAAGCGAAUGGCCAAGAAGAACUGCCUGGUGAAGAACCUGGAGGCCGUGGAGACGCUGGGCUCCACCUCCACCAUUUGCUCAGACAAAACGGGCACGCUGACCCAGAACCGCAUGACUGUGGCCCACAUGUGGUUCGACAACCAGAUCCACGAGGCUGACACCACCGAGGACCAGAGCGGUUCGGGUUUUGACAAGAGUUCUGCGACUUGGGCGGCAUUGUCCCGCGUGGCCGGCUUGUGCAACAGAGCCGAUUUCAGAGCUGGACAGGACCAAGUCGCCAUAUUAAAGAGGGAGACGGCUGGCGACGCAUCCGAGUCGGCGUUGCUGAAAUGCAUCGAGCUGUGUUGUGGGAGCGUUCGAGACCUGAGAGCCAAGAACUCCAAAGUGGCAGAAAUCCCUUUCAACUCCACCAACAAGUACCAGCUCUCCGUCCAUGAGGCAGAGGACAAUCCUUCCGGUCAUAUUCUGGUCAUGAAGGGAGCGCCAGAGAGAAUCCUGGACAGGUGCAGUACCAUCAUGAUCCAUGGCCAGGAGCAGACACUGGACGACAACUGGAAGGACGCCUUCCAGAGCGCCUACAUGGAGCUGGGAGGACUGGGAGAGCGAGUGCUGGGCUUCUGCCACUUGAAUCUGCCUUCAUCCCAGUUCCCUCGAGGAUUCUCCUUCGACUGCGACGACACUAACUUCCCCACCGAGCAGCUCUGCUUCCUGGGCCUCAUCUCCAUGAUUGAUCCACCGCGUGCCGCUGUGCCCGAUGCCGUGGGUAAAUGCCGCUCGGCUGGCAUCAAGGUGAUCAUGGUGACAGGCGACCACCCAAUCACGGCCAAGGCCAUUGCUAAGGGAGUGGGCAUCAUCUCAGAGGGCAAUGAGACGGUGGAGGACAUCGCUGAAAGACUCAACAUCCCUCUCAGCCAAGUUAAUCCCAGGGACGCCAAGGCUUGCGUGGUUCACGGCUCUGACCUCAAGCACAUGAGCUCCGAGUACCUAGAUGACCUGCUGAAGAACCACACAGAGAUCGUGUUUGCUCGCACGUCACCUCAGCAGAAGCUCAUCAUCGUGGAAGGCUGCCAGAGACAGGGGGCCAUUGUGGCCGUGACGGGCGAUGGCGUGAACGAUUCACCGGCUCUGAAGAAGGCCGACAUCGGCGUCGCCAUGGGGAUCGCCGGUUCUGACGUGUCCAAGCAGGCAGCGGACAUGAUCCUGCUGGAUGACAACUUUGCCUCCAUCGUCACGGGCGUGGAGGAGGGUCGUCUCAUUUUUGACAAUCUGAAGAAGUCCAUCGCCUACACGCUGACCAGCAACAUCCCAGAGAUAUCACCUUUCCUCCUCUUCAUCAUUGCCAGUGUUCCCCUCCCUCUGGGAACCGUCACCAUCCUUUGUAUUGAUCUGGGAACUGACAUGGUUCCUGCUAUCUCACUGGCCUAUGAGACAGCGGAGAGCGACAUCAUGAAACGACAACCCAGGAACCCCAAAACGGACAAGCUGGUCAAUGAACGACUCAUCAGCAUGGCCUAUGGACAGAUAGGUAUGAUCCAGGCCCUGGGCGGUUUCUUCACCUACUUUGUCAUUCUGGCUGAGAACGGCUUCCUGCCAGGAUCGCUGAUCGGCAUCCGCAUCAGUUGGGACGACCGCAUGGUGAACGACGUGGAGGACCAUUAUGGGCAGCAGUGGACGUACGAGCAGAGGAAGAUUGUGGAGUUCACGUGUCACACGUCCUUCUUCGUCAGCAUCGUGGUGGUGCAGUGGGCCGAUCUCAUCAUCUGCAAGACUAGGAGGAACUCACUCUUCCAGCAGGGCAUGAAGAACCGCAUCCUGAUCUUUGGCCUGUUCAUUGAGACCGCCCUGGCUGCCUUCCUCUCCUACUGCCCUGGAAUGGACAUCGCCCUGCGCAUGUACCCACUUAAGAUCUUGUGGUGGUUCUGCGCCUUCCCGUACAGUCUCCUCAUCUUCAUUUAUGAUGAAGUUCGUAAAUUAAUUCUGCGGAGGAACCCCGGAGGCUGGGUGGAGCAGGAGACAUAUUAUUAACAUUCACAGGACAUCAGCAGCAAUCCAAAGAGUGUGUCUGCGUGUGUGCUUGUUUUUCUGUCUGCUGCAAUACCGCAUGGAUCAGGUUGACAAACGUGAUUAGCCUCAAAUGAUCAAAUGCUAAUAAUCACUGCUGAAAAUGGUCUUUUGAUUAUGUUUUUAGAAUUGUCUUUUGUUUGGUCAUGCAAAUCUCUUGGAUACACUCUGAUGUAUCAUCAUAGCCCGUUUGGCUAUUGACGGUUGAAAAAGUA